Messenger RNA from Orbilia oligospora ATCC 24927, 2676 nucleotides. RefSeq lists its product as uncharacterized. The coding region runs from base 1 to 2676 and encodes 891 amino acids. Gene Ontology annotation, biological process: peptide catabolic process; proteolysis. The record is from RefSeq and is a predicted model, not a curated record. The transcript is spliced from 4 exons. Lineage: Eukaryota; Fungi; Ascomycota; Orbiliomycetes; Orbiliales; Orbiliaceae. Gene Ontology annotation, molecular function: metalloaminopeptidase activity; peptide binding; zinc ion binding. Gene Ontology annotation, cellular component: cytoplasm.
AUGUGCCAGUCACUCAUGCCAGGAGGCGAUGUGGCUUCCAGCAUCGAUGUCACUCAGGGCCGUGAAGUCCUUCCAAAGGCUAUCAAGCCAUCAGCUUACAAGAUCCAGCUUGAGCCUUUCUUUGAAGAUUCUACAGAUUCGCGUGGUGAACACAAAGCAUUCACUUUCGAUGGAACUGUGAUCGUUGCUUUGGACAUCGUCGAAGACACCACCGAGGUUGUCGUUAACACCACCGAAAUCAAAAUCCACUCGGCAAAGCUCUUCAAGCGCGACCAGGAAGAUCAAAUCGGUGCAUUGUCCGCUGAUGAUGUCAAGUACAAUGAGGACCUUCAAACAGCCACCUUUGACUUCCAGCAAACCCUCAAGGCUGGCACCACCGCCUCUCUUGAGAUCGCCUUCACCGGUAACUUGAACAAUAACAUGGCUGGUUUCUAUCGCUCAUCUUACAAGGACAAGGAUGGGAAGACAAAAUACCUGGCUACCACCCAGAUGGAGCCGACAGACUGUCGCAAGGCCUUCCCAUGCUUUGACGAGCCCGGACUGAAAGCCACUUUCGAGGUUUCUUUGGUCGCAGAACCACACUUGACCUGUCUUUCCAACAUGAACGAGGUCGACUCUAGUGGCAAGAUUAAUGGGAAGACUGUGCAUCUAUUUGCACCUUCUCCUCUCAUGUCGACAUAUUUGGUAGCCUUCAUCGUCGGUGACCUCCACUACAUUGAAACCAAUGAAUUUAGACUUCCUGUCAGAGUCUAUGCUACCAGCGAGGAGUCUGCCAAGCUUGGAAAGUUCAGCUUGGACCUUGCAGCCAAGACCCUCGACUUCUAUGAGAAGACUUUCGAUUCCCCAUACCCUUUGCCGAAGAUGGACAUGGUUGCUAUUCCAGAUUUCUCCGCCGGAGCUAUGGAGAACUGGGGUUUGGUCACAUACCGGGUCGUGGAUCUCCUCUUCGAUGAGACCACCUCUGGUGCCAGCACCAAACAAAGAGUUGCCGAGGUCGUUCAGCACGAACUUGCCCAUCAGUGGUUCGGUAACCUGGUUACCAUGGACUUCUGGGAUGGUCUUUGGCUCAACGAAGGUUUCGCUACCUGGAUGAGUUGGUACUCUUGCAAUGUAUUCUACCCAGAGUGGAAGGUUUGGGAGUCGUAUGUCGCCGAUAACUUGCAAUCAGCUCUUUCGCUCGACUCCCUAAGAAGCUCUCACCCAAUUGAGGUUCCAGUUAAGAAGAUUUCCGAGAUCAACCAGAUCUUCGAUGCUAUCUCUUACUCCAAGGGUAGCUGCGUUCUUCGCAUGGUCAGCCAAUAUAUUGGUGAGGAUGUCUUCAUGGAAGGUAUCAGGAAGUACUUGAAGAAGCACGCAUACAAGAAUACCGUCACUAGUGAUCUAUGGGCGGCUCUCAGCGAGGCUUCUGGAAAGGAUAUCAGCCACAUGAUGGAUGUCUGGACUCGACACAUUGGACACCCCGUCGUUAGCGUUACUGAAACUGACAACGGUAUCCAAGUUAAGCAAAACAGAUUCUUGAGGACAGCAGAUGUUAAGCCUGAGGAAGAUGAGACUCUGUAUCCUAUUGUCUUGGGCUUGAAGACCAAGGCCGGUGUUGAGGAUGUUCUAUUAACUGAGAGGGAGAAGGAAGUUAAGGUCGACAAGGAGUUUUACAAGAUCAACUCCAACCACUCUGGUAUCUACAGAACUCUCUACCCAGCCGAUAGACUCGCUAAAUUGGGUGAGGCUGCUAAGCAGGGGCUCUUGACUGUUGAGGAUCGAACGGGUAUGGUUGCCGAUGCUGGUGCUUUGGUUGCCAGUGGGCACCAGAAGACCAGCGGGUUCCUUACUCUUGUCAAGGGAUUCACAGAAGAGAAAGAGUACGUCGUCUGGAGCGAGAUCUUGAACCGAGUUGGAACCAUCAGGGGCGCCUGGGUGUUCGAGCCAACUGAAGUCAAGGAUGGUCUCAAGGCUUUCAACAACAAGAUCGUGUCGAAGCUUGCACAUGAACUUGGCUGGGAGUUCAGCGAGAAGGAUGACCAUAUUCUCCAACAGUUCAAGGCUUUGGCUUUCGGCAGCGCUGGUAUGAGCGGUGAUGAAGCCGUCGUCAAGGCUGCUCAAGACAUGUUCGCCAAGUUCACCUCGGGCGAUAAAUCUGCCAUCCACCCAAACCUUCGAAGCUCCGUCUAUGCUAUUGUGUUGAAGAAUGGAGGCAGGAAGGAAUGGGAGGUCGUCCGAGCUGCGUAUGAUACCGGUGCCAACAGCGACGAGCGAAACACGGCCCUCCGUGCUCUCGGCCGUUCUAAGGACCCACAGUGCAUCAAGGAGACCCUCGCCCUCUCGCUCUCCGAGCACGUCAAGGAGCAGGAUAUUUACUUGCCACUCGCUGGGCUCCGUGGACACGAGGAAGGUAUCACAGCUCUCUGGCAAUGGGCUAAGGAUAGCUGGGAUAUCCUUGAGAAGAAGCUCCCACCCGGUCUCGGCAUGCUCGGUAGCAUCGUCCAGAUCGUGACCAGCAGCUUCACUAGUGAAGAACAGAUUGCAGAUGUUGAGGCAUUCUUCAACACCCGCAACACCAAGGGAUUCGAUAAGGGUCUAGCGCAAGCUUUGGAUUCCGUCAAGGCGAAGGCCAGUUGGUUGAAGAGAGAUAGGGAGGAUGUUAAGGAGUGGUUGAAGAGUGAGGGCUAUCUGAACUAG